This is a messenger RNA of Emiliania huxleyi CCMP1516, 1341 nucleotides long. RefSeq lists its product as hypothetical. The record is from RefSeq and is a predicted model, not a curated record. Gene Ontology annotation, cellular component: nuclear exosome (RNase complex); cytoplasmic exosome (RNase complex). Gene Ontology annotation, biological process: nuclear polyadenylation-dependent mRNA catabolic process; nuclear mRNA surveillance; TRAMP-dependent tRNA surveillance pathway. The transcript has 6 exons. The coding region runs from base 1 to 1341 and encodes 446 amino acids. Lineage: Eukaryota; Haptophyta; Isochrysidales; Noelaerhabdaceae.
AUGUCACCUGGCCUGCCCCCAGAGGCCGACGGCGCUGCCGGCGCCGCCGCGCAGCCGGUCCAGGGGCCGUCAGAAGCGGCCGGUGCGGCCGCGUUCCGGAGGGUCCACCCGCUGCACUACCACCAGGCAUUUUUGGCGCAGGGCGUCCGCCCGGACGGGCGAGGGCUGCUGCGCGGCCGCCGCGCCGCCGCGAGCGCGGCCGUCGUGAGCAGCGCCGACGGCUCGGCGAUGGCGAAGCUCGGGCAGACGACCGUCCUCGCGGGCGUGCAGGCGGUCCCCACGCUUCCGUCAGAGGCGGAGCCGGGCGAGGGUAGGGUGGUGGUCUCGCUCGACCAGCCUCUCGCCGGCGGAGAGCGAGGCGGGCAGGCGCGGCAGGAGCGGGAGCAGAGCGCGCUGUCGGAGCUGUUGCAGCGCAGCGCCGCUGGGAUGGCCGACGGCAACCUGACGGAUGCUUGCUUGCUGGCGAUGCUGGUUGCUCUGUCGGACACGGCUUUGCCAGCGGUGCGGUUCUCGACGGGGGAGGGGGAGGGCGAGGACGGCACAGCCAGGGCGGAGGAGGAGGCGCUGCUGUCGACGUCCUUCACGCUCCUCCUCGACAGCGACGGCGCCUUCCGUGGACUGCACAAGCCGGGAGGGGCGCCGCUGGACGAGGCGACAACGCGGGAGAGCCUCGCCGCGGCGCGCAAGCGGCUGCCGGCGCUGGUCGACCUGAAGCACGAGAAGGCCGCGGGCGACCGCGAGUCGGUGAAGGUGGCGGAGCGCUCGUACAUCGAGCGCACCGCGCCGAAGAAGAAGGAGCUCACUGAUGAGCAGCUUGCGGCUCGAACCGCGUCACGCAAGGCCAAGAAGAUCCGGCAGAAGGAGCGCCGGGCGAAGGAGGCUGGCGAGCGCGCCGCGAACGAGGCCGAGAACGCGGAGCGCCCGCGCGCGCAGCUGCGCGAGAACAUCGAGUACGUGAUGGCCGGGCUGCGGUCUGCAGCUGCGCAGGCGCGCAGCCAGGCCGGGUCCAAUAUAGGAGUCGAAUACUCGCUGCCCCCGGAGAGGGACGACGGGUAUCGACGCGGCCCCAGCAAGGUGUACGCCACAGUUCCCCAGGGGACCGUGGCGACGACGGUCGCCCCGGACUGGCUCGCGAACGAGCUGGCCGGGCGCGGCAAGAUUGAUGCGGCAUGCCGCGACCGCAUGGUCAUGCACCUGAUGACGGCCGCCGGCGCCUCGGCGCCGGCCGACGCCGUGUUCAGGUUCACGGCUGGCGAGGCAAUGCAGACCGAGGACGACGACGAGGACGCCGACCGCUCCGAGGAGUAUUCCGACGACGACGGGAGGGCGUCCGACUUGUAG